Messenger RNA from Diutina rugosa, 1197 nucleotides. It is a transcript of the gene PTC6, whose product is annotated as type 2C protein phosphatase. NCBI's taxonomy places the organism in Eukaryota, Fungi, Ascomycota, Pichiomycetes, Serinales, Debaryomycetaceae. The record is from RefSeq and is a predicted model, not a curated record. The transcript has a single exon. Bases 1 to 1197 code for a protein of 398 amino acids. Gene Ontology annotation, biological process: protein dephosphorylation. Gene Ontology annotation, molecular function: protein serine/threonine phosphatase activity.
AUGGGCGCCUACCCGCUGGCGGCAGCGCUGGCGCUGGCGCUGGUGGCGACUGUUGCGCCAGCAAAGUUCAGGAUCCCGUUGCUUAAGCUGCCCAUGUACUUUGGCCACACCCUGCUGAGAGUGAACCGCCCCUAUAACGAGGACCGCUACGCCGCCACCGUGCUUGAUAUCAACGACGAAAAGGUGUUCCUGUUCGCGGUAUUUGACGGCCACGGCGGCUCCGAGUGCUCGUCGUGGCUCGAGGAGAACUUGGCGAAAGUAGUAGAGCAGGGCGACGAUAUCAACAUGGACAAGCUUGCCCGGGACUACGCGAAGAACAUCAACGGCUAUUGGCGCCGGUGGUACAAGCACCGCAAGAGCCACAUGGACCUGUUGCGCGGCGCCCCGCUUUCGCUCAGUGACGCCAGCGCCCGCCACUUGAACCUCCGCCAGCGGCUCCCGGCGCUGUACUUGGACGCUGACUACCAGUUCUGUCUGCUGUCGCAGAAGCUGGGGCUGACGUGCACCAACGCCUUCUUCGAGACGGUGAUCGGCACCCCCACCGACUACUACUUCAUGCGGAACACGGUGCUGAUCAUGACCAUCGCCCACGUCGGCGACACCAAGGCGAUCCUCGUUGACCGCAACGGCGAGGCGCACGCGCUCACGCAGCCGCACCACCCGCUGAACCCCGUGGAGCUGGAGCGCCUCAACAAGUACGCCACGGCGUUCAUGACCGACUCCUUUGGCGAAGAGCGGUUCAUCGCCCUUGCCAACACCCGCGCCUUUGGCGACGUUAAAUUCAAGCAGAUGGGCGUGUCCGCCGAACCUGAAAUCUCGCAACUUGUCGUCGGCGACGCCCUGGCGGUGCUGGCACACUUGACACCUGAAGAAAUCGCCAAGUACACCAUCGGCGGCCUUGGCGGCAACGAGCUGUUCCUCGUGCUUUGUCUGGACGGCAUUACCGACGUGUUGACCGACCAGGAAAUCGCUGACAUUGUCAUGGUCCACUAUAACAACCGCGGCACCACCGUGGCCACGCCGCAGUUGGGCGCCGAAGAAGUGGUGAAAUUUGUUGAGUUUGUCGGCGGCGACGACAACGCCACCUGUCUUGUGGUGCGCCUCAACGGGUGGGGGAUGUGGCCUGUCACCGAUAGAACCGGCGAGCUCCGCCAGUCGCGCCUCUCCGACUACAACCCAAGACAAAGAAGAGAAUGA